UUGCCUCUCCUUGAGGGAUGAAUAAAUAGGUAGCUAUAGAGACAACCUGUCCACAGUCAGGCUGAGGUGGAAACCUAACCAAGGCUCUGCUCGUCUGCUGCUGGAGACCCAGUGCUGGUGGCAUGGAGAGGACCCUUGCCUGUCUGCUAGUCAUCUUCUUGGGGGCAGUGGCUCAUAAAUCAAGCCCCCAGGGACCAGAUCGCCUCCUGAUUAGACUCCGUCACUUGAUAGAUGUUGUUGAACAGCUGAAGAUCCACGUGAAUGACCUGGAGCCUGAACUUCUACCAGCUCCACAAGAUGUAAAGGAUCGCUGUGAGCACAAAGCUUUCACCUGUUUUCAGAAGGCCAAUCUCAAGCCAUCAAACGCAGGGAACAGUAAGAUGAUCAUUAGUGACUUGCUUGCACAGCUGAGGAGGAGGUUGCCUACCAAGAGGGCAGGGAGAAGCCAGAGGCACACAGAUAAAUGUGCCCCAUGUGAUUCUUACGAGAAAAAACCACCAAAAGAAUUCCUAGAACGACUAAAAUCACUCUUUCAAAAGGUAUGUGCCUUAAAUGCAUUUCUUUCCCUCCUUUAUGGCAUCUCGGUCUCCAGUGACUCACAGGCUGUUGUUUCUACAGAUGAUUCAUCGGCACCUUUCCUAGGACACAUAGACCCUGACGAUUCCCAAGGACCCCAGGACCCGAGGAGAUGCUGGGCACCACAGACACUCACAAACGCAGGAGUGCACUUCUCCUGGCAUUGCGAGAUAUGA
Acomys russatus (golden spiny mouse) is the source of this 752-nucleotide messenger RNA. It is a transcript of the gene Il21, whose product is annotated as interleukin 21. NCBI's taxonomy places the organism in Eukaryota, Metazoa, Chordata, Mammalia, Rodentia, Muridae. The coding region runs from base 123 to 752 and encodes 209 amino acids. The transcript is spliced from 4 exons. Gene Ontology annotation, cellular component: extracellular region. Gene Ontology annotation, biological process: immune response; positive regulation of natural killer cell mediated cytotoxicity. Gene Ontology annotation, molecular function: cytokine receptor binding. The record is from RefSeq and is a predicted model, not a curated record.